GUCUAUGGGACAAGGUACCUGGAGGGGGAGGAAUUACGCCGGGGUCUCGCGUGCCUGAAGCUCCGUGAUCUCGUGUCACCGACCGCCGCGGAACUAGAGUCCCGGUAACUGGAACCGGCUGGAAGAGGAGGAGCAGUGACGGCACCGGGACAGCGGCUCAUGGAGCCCAACAUAUCUGAUAUUGGCAGGAAGCCUAGAGAUCUGCUUCUGUGGUUACCUUGACCCCAACAUACCUGUGGAUACACCCAGGAAAUUCCUAACAGAUUCGAGGCUGUCGGUGCACUGCUUGCCGCAGGAGGUAUUCGUAGACUCCAAUGUGUGUAUCAAGAGCCAACAAGAGAAGAUUGGCUCCUUGUUGUGGGAGAUUUUUAUUGGCCCGGUCCUCUGAAGAAGCCACAUGAUAGACCUUUCUAUAAGUAGAGGAGGCUGGGAGGAUGGCCUUGAACAACAAAACCAGUGAAUGUGUGGCUCUUGGCAAUGGCGUCAUACCAUCCAAAGCUCUGUCUCCUAGUCACUCUGCGAUCACUGACGGAGACCAGCAACAUCAGCCCACAGAGGAGCCGAGGGUUAAAGUCAGCCCCAAUGGAUGCCUUUCACACAAUGGUGUACCCAAAGCAUGCUCAAGGUUUUCAGACAACCAAAGAACUCCAAUUAUUUCCUCUUGCUGCCAACCAUGCUCGUAUCACCAUCCACUGAACAGCCAGCAGGAAUGUGUGGCACGGCCUGGUGGCACCAUUGUGCCUGUGCCAAGUUCUGGAAGCUUGCAGCCACAUACGGAUUUCUCUACGAACUCGUCUUGUCCAAACCAUCUACAUAUCUACCAUCCUGCCUGCUGUGUGCAACCCUCCCAGUCGUUUUGCCUUCAUCAGUGGCGUGAUCAUUUUCAGCAUCAGCAAGUGCCACACCACCUAGUAAACUUAAGAACUGCCAAACCAUUCCAGUUACCUAAAAGCUACGCAGCUCUAAUAGCUGAUUGGCCUGUGGUAGUUCUAGGCAUGUGCACAGUACUCAUAGUAGUUUGUGCCCUGGUUGGCAUUUUAGUGCCCGAUCUUCCUGACUUUUCUGAUCCUCUUCUGGGUUUUGAGCCCAGGGGGACGGCGAUCGGCCAGAGACUGGUGACAUGGAAUAACAUGGUGAAAAACACUGGAUACAAGGCGACUCUGGCCAAUUAUCCUUUUAAAUACGCAGACGAGCAGGCAAAAAACCAUCAAGAUGACCGAUGGUCAGAAGAUCAUUUUGAAAGGGAGAAAAGAGAAGCGGACUGGAAUUUUCACAGGGACAGCUUUUUCUGUGCCAUCCCAAGUAAUCAUUACUCCAGAGUAGUUUUUACAUCUGCGGUUGGGGAGAAUCUGUGGAAUUUGCAAGCAAUCAAGUCCAUGUGCAAUAUAGAUAAUACAAGGAUCAGAUCGCACCCACAGUUUGCCGACCUAUGUCAGAGAGCCACAGCAGAUUCCUGUUGCCCCAGCUGGACUCUCGGGAAUUACAUUGCAAUUCUCAAUAACCGUUCGUCGUGCCAGAAGAUUGUAGAUCGGGAUGUUUCUCACACACUAAAAUUAAUCCGUACGUGUGCCAAAUAUUAUCACAAUGGAACGUUGGGGCCAGACUGCUGGGACAUGGCCUCCAAAAGAAAGGACCAGCUGAAGUGUACAAAUGUGCCUCGUAAAUGUACCAAGUAUAAUGCCGUUUACCAGAUCCUUCACUAUUUAGUUGAUAAAGAUUUUUUAAGCCCAAAGUCUGCUGAUGGGACUCCAGCUUUAAUGCAUAGCAUGCUUUUCUCCCCAACUGAAAAAGGAGAGUCAAUGAUGAACAUUUAUCUUGACAACUUUGAGAACUGGAACUGUUCCGAUGGUGUAACCACCAUCACGGGAAUUGAGUUUGGAAUCAAACACAGUUUAUUUCAAGACUAUCUCUUAAUGGAUACUGUGUAUCCAGCAAUUGCCAUUGUAAUUGUUCUGUUGGUCAUGUGCAUAUAUACUAGGUCAAUGUUCAUAACACUAAUGACCAUGUUUGCCAUAAUUAGUUCAUUGAUUGUAUCUUAUUUUCUUUAUCGUGUAGUAUUUAACUUUGAAUUUUUCCCCUUCAUGAACCUCACUGCACUAAUAAUUCUGGUUGGAAUUGGAGCAGAUGAUGCUUUUGUUUUGUGUGACGUGUGGAACUACACAAAGUUUGAUAAACCUCAUGCAGAAACAUCUGAAACUGUCAGCAUCACUCUGCAACAUGCUGCUCUAUCUAUGUUUGUCACCAGCUUCACUACCGCAGCUGCCUUUUAUGCGAAUUAUGUGAGUAAUAUUACUGCAAUCAGGUGUUUUGGUGUAUAUGCCGGCACAGCCAUAUUGGUAAAUUAUGUGUUGAUGGUAACCUGGUUACCAGCAGUAGUUGUUCUUCAUGAGCGUUAUCUUCAAAACCUAUUUACAUGUUUCAAGAAAACACCACGACCACCAAUGACUAAGACUAGCUGCUGGAAUGUAUUGUGCCAGAAGGUACAGAAACUUCUAUUUGCUAUCUCUGAAGCAUCAAGGAUAUUUUUUGAAAAGGUAUUGCCGUGUAUUGUCAUAAAAUUUAGAUAUGUGUGGGUGUUCUGGUUCCUUGCCAUAACAGUUGGUGGCGCAUAUAUUGUCUGUAUUAAUCCAAAGAUGAAACUCCCAUCACUAGAACUUUCUGAGUUCCAGGUUUUUAGGUCUUCUCACCCAUUUGAACGCUAUGAUGCAGAAUUUAAAAAGAUUUUCAUGUUUGAAAGGGUUCAUCAUGGGGAGGAGCUCCACAUGCCUAUAACAAUAAUAUGGGGUGUAUCUCCAGAGGACAAUGGGGAUCCACUUAACCCUAAAAGCAAAGGCAAGCUCAAGUUGGACAGUAGCUUUAAUAUUGCAAGUCCGGCAUCACAACGGUGGAUUUUGCGUUUUUGCCAAAAGUUAAAAAACCAAACCUUUUUUUACCAAACCGAUGAACAGGAUUUCACCAGUUGUUUCAUUGAGACUUUUAAACAGUGGAUGGAGAAUCAGGACUGUGAUGAGCCUGCUCUUUACCCCUGUUGUAGUCAGUCAGGGUUUCCCUACAAACAAGAGGUUUUUGAGCUGUGUAUAAAGAGAGCCAUCAUGGAGCUUGAGAGAAGCACAGGCUAUCAUUUAGACAGCAAAACACCAGGUCCUAGAUUUGACAUAAAUGACACAAUCAGAGCUGUGGUACUAGAAUUUCAGAGCACUUACCUAUUUACCCUGGCUUAUGAAAAGAUGCACCAGUUCUAUAAAGAGGUUGAUGCAUGGAUUGCUGAUGAGCUGAAGUUGGCUCCUGAAGGCCUCAGCAAUGGAUGGUUUGUGAGCAACCUCGAAUUCUACGACUUGCAAGAUAGCCUUUCUGAUGGAACCCUGAUUGCCAUGGGACUCUCUGUAGCUGUUGCAUUUAGCGUAAUGCUUCUAACAACGUGGAACAUCAUCAUAAGUCUUUAUGCCAUAGCUUCCAUUGCUGGUACCAUAUUCGUUACUGUUGGUUCUCUCGUCCUCCUUGGAUGGGAACUAAAUGUUUUAGAAUCUGUCACUAUAUCUGUUGCUGUUGGCUUGUCCGUGGAUUUUGCUGUACACUAUGGUGUUGCAUAUCGCCUUGCUCCAGACACAGACCGAGAAGGAAAAGUGGUCUUUUCUCUCAGUCGAAUGGGAUCUGCCAUAGCCAUGGCUGCAUUAACCACUUUCGUGGCUGGGGCAAUGAUGAUGCCAUCUACAGUUCUAGCUUACACUCAGCUGGGUACAUUCAUGAUGUUGAUUAUGUGCAUCAGUUGGGCUUUUGCAACAUUCUUUUUUCAGUGUAUGUGCCGGUGUCUUGGCCCACAAGGAACUUGUGGUCAGAUACCUCUGCCAAAGAAACUACAGUUUAAAGCCUUUUCUCAAGCAUUAUCUUCAAAUACUGCAGAAAGAGGACAGAAUAAAAUGAAUCAUUCUAAGAAAAAACAACUGGACGCAAGGGGUACAAAAACAGAUGUUGAACAUGAGCAUUACGAAUUGGAACCUUUAGCAUCAAAUAACUGUAGCACAACAUAAGAAUUUAUAACAAAGUAUAUCAGAGUUCUAUAAAGACUUUAUGUGGAAUGCACAUGCACCUAUGCAUUCUUUUCGACGCAUUGUGGGAACCAGCGCUAAUCUUUCAUCAACUAAACAUAUUCUGCACAUAUCCAAUAAUAAAACUGUAUGACGAUCGGUAUGAAACAUUUGAUUUGCCAAGCUGCAGUUUUAACAAGGUUUAACUUUUUCCAAGAAAUGCUGUCCAGUUGGCAAAGUUUGUGUCCUUACUUGAAAAAGUCUGUAUAUCCUGUAUUUCCUUGCAGUGAUCUAUGCUGUGAAGCAGUCUACUGACUUUCGUAUACCCCAAUAUAGAUCAGAUUAAAACCCACAGCAUAGCUUUUGCUUAUCUAUCAUUCCGUUUUGUUAAACAGGAAAACACAAAAUGCGCCACUGCACAGCUUUUCCAGCACAGCAGAAAAUGGCAAACAGAUCUGCUUCUAUUUAACAGAUGCUGAGUUGCAAAUCUAAACAUUUUUUUGUUUUGUUUUAAUUUUAUUUCUUCUUGGCCGGUUAUGAAUGAGAAAAUGUUGUUUCGUCUACCAAACCGCACUGCACAAUACCCGAGUGAGGGAUAUUUGUGACAAACGUGAGUAAAUAGCACUUCUGUACUGUUAUACGUAUAUAUCACACUAACUGUUUUAUUUGAAUGUCUGUUAUGGAAACCAAAUUCAGAACUUGACACUAAACAGUACAUACAAAACCCGCUAAUGGCCUGUGCCACAAAGUGACAUAGCUGUAAUGGUUUAAGUGCAAUUUGUUUUAUUGUCCUAUGCCAAACAUUGACGCCAACGUGCCUGCUGUAACAAGAGGUUUAGAUCUAUCAAAUGAAGAGUUUAUGUCAAUAAAACCAUAUUGAGAAAACUAUA
Molecule: messenger RNA, 4915 nt
Organism: Pelobates fuscus (common spadefoot toad)
Lineage: Eukaryota; Metazoa; Chordata; Amphibia; Anura; Pelobatidae
Gene: DISP1
Product: dispatched RND transporter family member 1
Exons: 11
Coding region: 435-4028 (1197 amino acids)
Biological process (GO): smoothened signaling pathway
Cellular component (GO): membrane
Molecular function (GO): peptide transmembrane transporter activity
Source: RefSeq, a predicted model, not a curated record